Molecule: messenger RNA, 1020 nt
Organism: Protomyces lactucae-debilis
Lineage: Eukaryota; Fungi; Ascomycota; Taphrinomycetes; Taphrinales; Protomycetaceae
Exons: 1
Coding region: 1-1020 (339 amino acids)
Biological process (GO): protein N-linked glycosylation
Cellular component (GO): mannan polymerase complex
Molecular function (GO): alpha-1,6-mannosyltransferase activity
Source: RefSeq, a predicted model, not a curated record
AUGAUACGGAAGCGUGUCUCGCCAAGAGGUCUUUCUCUCAUCCUUCUUGCUCUUCUUGCUUUCAUCUUUUAUAUUGCCAAGCCCAAGGCCGGCGGCACGAACCUGACGCACGAUGCGAACCCACCGCAGAAGCUAGACAAGACUGGCAAGGCCAAAGAACCAGAGCUCGCAACCGGUGUAGCCAAUGUCAUUGACACGCACCGGACGGCGACGCAGCCUGAUUUGAGCUUCCCAAAGGUCAUCUACCAGACUUCACCGCACAAUGAUGCGACGCCUGCCGUAUUGAGUUGGUAUUAUGCCAAUCCUGCAGACGAUCACCAGCACUUUACCGAUGCAGAAGCGCUCAAGUUUGUGCGAAAGCAUUAUUCCCAUGCCUAUGAUGCGUAUACGUCGCUCCUGUCGCCGGUUGCCAGGGCAGAUCUCUUUCGCUACUUUGUGUUACACCAACUUGGCGGUGUCUAUACUGACAUUGACACGACUGCGCUUUGUCCAGUGUCUGGCUGGAUUCCCGAAGAGUUUUCUGAGCGGGACAUCUCUCUUGUUAUUGGUAUUGAAGUGGAUGAGCCUACGUUCGAUGAGAGCAAGGUGGCGAAAUGGGGAUGGGCUCUCAACUUCCAAUUUGUACAAUGGACCAUUAUGGCACGACCUGGUCAUCCUGCACUCGAACGCGCGGCAGAGCUAGCUAUUGAGCAAUUGCGCGCAUUGGCAGAAGAGCGUAAAACACCGCUCAAUCGACUCGAGUUGAGCAAGCUGGAUCUUGUGCGCAACACGGGACCCGGUGUCUUUACCACGGCUGUGCUGGAGUACUUGGGCGUUGAGCCUUCUACCUUUCACAACCUGCAGCGGCCCAAGCAAGUCAAGGAUGUGCUUGUGUUGCCUGUCACGGCCUUUGCACCGAAUCAGCGGCAUUCUGGCAGUAAAAGCGUCAGUAAGUGGGAGAGCGUCAUGGAGGUGCGGGUGAUGCAUGGCUUUCAAAGCACUCGAUCAUGGAUGAGCUGGAUCAAGGGUCUCUUCUUGUAG